Messenger RNA from Caenorhabditis auriculariae, 8873 nucleotides. The record is from the annotation of a GenBank genome assembly. NCBI's taxonomy places the organism in Eukaryota, Metazoa, Nematoda, Chromadorea, Rhabditida, Rhabditidae.
AUGCUGGCCGACCACUAUCGAUACCUGGUUGUGGUCGUCGGGUUGCUGUGUCUCGUCUCCAUCUGCUCCAACUAUGUCGUCAUCAACUUCACCUUCAUCUGUAUGAAAGACGACUUCUCCGCCGGCUACUAUUCUCUGUCAGAAAACAAGGUUCACUUUAAUGAGAAAAAGACGAAAUGAAGUAACAAAAAUGAGACAUUGAUCUAUGAUGUGAGAAAGUGUGAUGGAUGAGUGACCUGUGACCAGAGGUAGAGGAAAACGUAGUUGGUGAUGAAGUGAGUCCAAAUCCAAGCAUUUUUCGAACGGAGAGUUUAUGAAAAUAAGAAACUUUUUUUUUAGCUGGUUCAAAAAAUCCAAUUAUAUCCAAAUUUAUUUGAAUAGAAAAAACUUUUAUCGAAAAACUAUGCGAAAAAAAAUGAAACUAGGUAAAUUUUUAAAAUACCUUUCUUGCAACUAUCUAUAAUUUUUUGAUGUCUCCUAAAGUUCUUUGCAACAAAAGUUUUGAACAUCGGCGUGAGAACAAUAAAAUGAUUUCAGACACGGAGCGUGUUCGACUACACACCCGACGAGAAGAAGUACAUAAUCUGGGCGGUCGCCGUCGGCACCAUCACCGGCACUUUUCCAAUCAACUACUUUUUCGUUCGUUAUGGAGCCAAGUAUGUUUGAAACCGCGUGAUUUCUACCAUUCCUACCGUAAAAGGUGGCCCUUCUUCUUGUGCGGAAUCCUCUCCGCAGUGACGACGUCCUUGAUUCCGUUUGCCGCGACAUUCAACUACACCAUCUUGCUUUUUGUCAGAUGUCUUCAAGUAGGGCAAAUUACUUUUUACUAAUAUCCAUUCAGACAGUUUUCCGCUUCGACAAUGCUAAUAGGAAAUCUUAGCGGACUAAAGUCUGAAAGAAGCUAAGAAGCCGCAGUUGAAUUAUGAUUAACAGCUUAGCUGGACUACAUCCUGAUUGACAGUUUUGGAUCCGAAAAAGUAUACACCUGAUUCGGAUUUCGAUGCAGAAAACAAAACUCGGAAAAAUAUUGGCCCAAACUGAAAAAAAACUUUUUUCUUUUUUCUUUUUUAAAUUCCUUGAAACUCAUAUCUUCAAAAGAGCGGACAAUUCAACCUAAAACUUUUGUCCAAAGAUUUCUAAAAUGCCCUCAGUUUUCAUUUUUUUCCAACUACUUUAACAGGGGGUCUCGUUCGCUGCCGACUUCGCCGCCAUCGGCAUGUUGACCGUGCGAUGGGCUCCCCUCAGUGAGACGGCCAUCAUUCUUUCCGUUCUCACCUGCUUCACGUCGCUUUCCUCCGUUUUCACCAACGCCGCCUCCGGACCCGUUAGUUCCACCGUUGAUGGAAACAAAAAAUGAAGUUUAGCUGUGCGAAGAGUUCGGCUGGCGAAUGGCCUUCUACAUGCAUGCCGUUAUCGGAACCGUUCUUUUUUUGGUCUGGCUCGCUGUUUACACCGACAAUCCUCAUCUUUCAACUCGAAUUUCCAAAAGAGAGCAGAGGAAAAUCCAAAAGAACAAAUCCGAGCAGCAUAUCAAGAACAAAGACACUAACGUGCCAUACAAGGUGACGAAAAGUGUUGAUGAGACAAAAUCGGUUUAGAAGCAGCCUUUUGCGUAAUCCCUGUACUUACAAAAACCUCACCUCCAAUGGUAACGUUCAGAAGCUACUCACAAGUCCAGUUCUGCUGACUGUGUGGUUCAACGCGUUCGCCGAGAUGUCCGUCAUCAUGUUUCUGCACACCUACGCUCCAACAUUCUUCAACCGAGUUCUCAAGUUUGAUGUUGGUUUCUUCGUUCGCUUUUCCUUUUUCAGCUUAUGACUGAUUCAGGUCGCUGAAACGGGCUAUCUUGUUGCCAUGGCUGUUCUCGUUCAGAUCCCGAUGAAACUUGUGGGAGGCUUUAUCAGCGACAAGGCCAAGUGCGCAAAGCUACAUUUCACGGAAAAAAAGUAUUCUCUCAGGUGCUUCUCAGAGAAGAGCAAAAUGCUUUUCUUCAACACAAUCGCCGUAGGAGUCGUCGGAGUCCUUUUCUGCAUACUAGCGUAGGUCUUGUAAGAGGACCUUUGGGAACUUUUUAUUCAGUUACAUCCCGCCUUCUCAUCAUUUUCUGGCUGUCAUUCUUUUCUCCAUAAUUUUCACAUGUCUAAGCUUCAACACUGCCGGCUUCUACAAAUGCGCAACGCUCCAUACACGGUGAGAAACCUCGUUUGAUGUUGAUUUAGCUAAACUGAUUUUAACUACUUCUAAUCUAUCGCAAAAAUCGUGUACUCAACACUCAUGAUGUAAGUUUUUUGAGACUAAUUUCGAGAAAACGGUUUCUGCCGAAUGAGAGAAUAGAUGCUCACCGAGGACAUCAUUGCAGGCAGUUCGCGCACGUAGUUAUCGCAUCGAUUCAAUGGAUGAAGUCGGUGGCUCUGAUCACGGGGCCGGCCCUGGUCGCCGCCGUCGUCAAAGACGAGACUGACGUCGGCCAAUGGCGCGUCGUUCUCAUCGCCCUCGGCUCUCUUAUGAUUCUCGUGAGCUUCUUCUCCAUCGAAGUCAACUAUCCACUUCUUUCCAGGCCAACGCCCUCUCCUUCUUUGUCUUCACGGAUAAACCUGCCCCAUGGACUUCUUCAAAAGUCGCCCCAGUUCAAUUUGAGAGCAAAGUGGCGGAAGUCGAGAUAAUCGGCAAGCCGAGGGAUGUUUGAACAAACUUUACUAAUUUAAAUUCAUUUUUUGCAUUUUUUCGGGUGUUUUUUUAUUUUUUUAUUUUUUUGAAGAAACUAAUAAACUGGUUUAUCUAUGCUCAAAUCAUUACAUAUUUUUCCUUAUCGUUCUUUUUUUAAUUAUUACCUUUACUCAGUUUUUGAAAUUUAUUGAAAGUUUUUUUGUUUUUCAAACUUUAAAGUUAAAAAAAUUAUUUUUAAAGAGGUUUUUUUCUUGGAAUUUAUAUCCAGUCGACUUUGACAACUAACCAGAGAGAUACAAAUAGCCACGUACUAAAAUUUAUAUUGACGCCUUCAAAAAAGCUGGAAAUCUGAGUAGGGCAAGAUAAAAAAGAUUUCAAGCAAGAAAAUCAGAAAGCCGGAGGUUCCCGACUUUUUCCGUCCACAAUCACUUUUUGUUGUUGUUUAGUUGACCUCCGUGGCCGUCGGUGUUUGCUGUAGACGUUGGUGUGCAUGCAGGAUUUCGGCGUGCAUCUGCCCGUACUAAAACAUCUGCCUGCCGCCUGGCCGCACCUCAAUUUGUGCGUUUCGACACGCUUCUCAAUGGGCAUGUGUCCAGAUGAACCAUUUGUCAAACGCCAAGGCGUUUUCCCACUCGCCGCUCCUUUUUUCGACAGAAUGGUCACUCCGAGAAAAAAAACGAUUCCAAAAAAGGAAGUGACUCGUCGCCAAGGUGAUGUCGUACUCUCCGUCGCAAAUGACAGAAAAUCGCGGAUUUUCUUUUCAGAAUCCUAAAGGUUAGGCCAUACCGAAAUCGAAUACUUCUUGGAAGUUUGAUCGGUACUUAAAAUGUUCGGUAUUGUGAAGUUUCUGGAGUGGAUCCAAGUAUCUAAAGAGAGGAAAUUCAAGUCAAUGUUUGAAGUUUAGGGAUAAUAAAGAAAAUACUGUAUACAAUGAUUGUUGUUGAAAGUAAUUGGUUUACUGACUUUAUGAAAAGCUCGAAAUUUCUUUUUAAAUAAUCAUACAUAAAAAUUUUUUUUGUUUUAAAAUUUUAGCGCUUACUUGCUUGAGAACUUUACAGUACUUCUUUACUAAUUUCGUUCGAUUUAUCUCUUUGAAUUGAUUGAGUUUUUUGGUGAAGAGCCUCCCAAAAUCAAAAUUCCCUGUAUAGUUCGCAGUGGAAUUGUGGAGAUAAUUGGGACUGACUACCUAAUUCUCGCCGUAAAACGGUGGAGUCUCAAUGUCUAUAACAGGUGUCGAGAAUUGGCACCGCCAAUUAGUCAUCGUAAAACGUCGCGAUUUGCAUAUACAGUAACAUGUGUGCGACAUGAAAUAUGAUGUAGGGCUGCGUCGGAUGAAGGCAACGUGCUCAUCUCGAUAAACACACGUCUCCUGAAAACAAGCGAAUCCAUCAUCCCGACGAAGUCUUGUUUUCAGGCAGAGUCAACCUCAUCGGCGCCGCUUGUUUCUCGGUUAAUCUCCUUUUCGGGAGUCCCCAGCUGACACACACACACUUGUUGCGAUUGUCUGAAUGCGAUGACCUUCGCCCCAUGUCAUAACAACCUAAGCUUUUGAAGUCGAAUCAUCACCAAGAGACCAAGAAGGUAAUUCAACUUCCUACGUUGAAAGUUAUUGAAGCUUGUCGAACGCUCGUCGAUGCUGAUAAUAAUUUUUAAAAUUUCCGUAUGCGAAAAUUGGAUCCUUCAGUCUGGUUUUAUAUUCUCUGUUGAAAAUCUUUAGAUUUGAAAAUAUUUACCCCAGAUUGCAUAUUAUGAAGUCAGUUUGUUUUCAAACAUCGUAUUUUGUAGAUUUCUGAUGAAGUUCCUAUUGGUUCCGAUCUUCUAGUUUCCCGGCUAAUUUGCCUCACCUGAUCCUCUGUUCUGUCAGCCUAUAAAACAAUCGUUUAUCCAAGUUUUUGAUUGUACCCGCAUCUAUGCAUUGGAUAAUCCAUAGCUCGAGAACAGUUUUCUGAAAAGAAAACUUCGGAAAAGACGUGAAGCUGGAAAAGGCAAUUAUCGGUUUUAAAUGCUGUGCAUUUCGACGUGGCAAGGUGAGCGUGUUUGUAGACUCGCCGGUUGGGAGAAGCACAAAACAAUGAAUAAAUGAUGGCGGCGACACGGUGAUUGCCACGUGUCCGUCAAGCCGAACGGCUUGGACUCGGAGUGAAUCUCGCGCAACAGACGUCCUCGCGGCAGGUGGCCCCACGACCUCAUCUGACCUUUCCCUUUUGUGCCGCCCGCAUCUUCAGCUGUUCGUCAAUUAUCCAAUUCAUCCUUAAAUAGCAUAAUCCUUUCACCGACGGCUUGAUUAAGAUCUCGAAAUUCGCACGAUUAUUAGAAAAUAGUUCAUAUUGAACUGCCUAUUAUACGGUUGUAAUGUAACUAAUACUCUACAGUAAUUGUCAAGAAGAUAAUUAUUUGGAAAAAAAAUUUCUUUUUUUCAUACCAUAAUGAUCAACGUUUAUGAGAGAAUAUCAACUACAGAGAAAAUGAACAAGAUCCAAAAAGGUUAUUUUAAAGAUUGAAGCGCAAUUUUGACAGGAGAAGUAUAUAUGGUCAUUCUUUUCAAGAUAACAUUCAUCUAUUUUGUUUUAGGAGGCUGCAAAGUGUAGAAUACAUUGAUUAUCAUACAAACUAAAGUCUAUGAAAAUAGGUGAGCUUGAGUGGUAAUGCACUAGUUGAGACAAUGGUUUUCACGGAAAUUAUUUCAUUAACCUAUUUUUGACAGAGAAAAAAUGUUUGUAAAUGAAAACUCAGAGCUGAGCUCAAUAAAGAAUAUCCCGGAUGUAACCAAGAUCACCCAACUCAUCAAAUAGUGAUGGCUGGAGCAAUAAGUGUGGCAGCUGAUUGGAGUGCAACUCGCAGGUGUCCUGCUGACCCGGUCGUGUUCGCAGUUUAUCGGAAACCGGCAAUUACCUCACUACAGUACGAAGAGGCCGGGGUUCAAGUGUUGGGCCGAUUGUUUGCGCGCAUCCUUAUCCCAUCCACUCAAUUACACCACCAAUUCCCAGCAAUUGCGUCCAGUUACAGAAAACAUCGAGAGUCGUCGAGUUACUGGUCAUGUGGACUGUUUUAGAUCAAGGUUUUGUGCAUGAAGGAGCUGUAUAUAUAACUUAGAUUGAGAGUUCUCGACGGAGUGCCGAGCUAGAAUAAUUUAACUUAUUUUGACUUACUAGGAAAUUUUUUUUACAGAAUGAAUUUUGUUUUCGAGUUAUGUAACUUCAAACUUUGCAAAAUACGCAAAUUAUGACAAGAAACGCUAAUUCUAGCUUUUGAAGCGUUUUACCGUCUGGCUAAAAGAAGAAAAUCGAAACCAGAUUUAUUUAGAAACACUUUUUUCUUGUUUUCAAAAUCUCUUCGGAAGCAAAGUUUCCAACUCCAUCGGAACAUGUUUUAUGAACAAAAUAAUUUCUCUAUUUCAUUGCUUUUUUUUUUCCAAUCUAACGGUUUUUUUUUCAACAAAAAACCCCUUCAACAACUUUCAUGGACACGUACUUGACGGAGGAGCAUUUACGAAACUGUUCUAUCAUUAUUAUACAGACAAACCAGGCUCUUUCAUGAGGAAAUUUGUCUUCUCGGAGUCUCUCUCAGAAACAUUCAUCCAUUCAAUCUCUCGCAAAAAGACUUGCCGAAAAAAAGAGGUGAGGGGUGAAAGGGCGAGUGACGUCGCCAUGGAAAUAUGCUAAUUCGCGACGAUUUUGGUAAAGGUGGUUUCCGUUUCUUGGGUGGUUCCCAUUAGAAGGCCGACUCUCCUAAUUGCACAAAAGGCGGAGGGGCGGAGCAGAAGCCGCAGCAGCUGCCAGCGCAGUCGACGCGCCAACCGCCGUCGGAGCCGGUCACUCGGUCACCAGGUUACAGUAACCUACACCUGCUCUCUUUCUCUCCAUUACCUCUAUUUACUCGUUUUCCACGCUUUUCCCACUACUUCACGGUAAUUGGGUGGUUCGAUUAGACCAAGUUAUCACCAUACUACAUUCACCACUAGCUUGCCAGAGAAAAUUACAAGAAAAAAAAAAUCCUCGUAAUACUGUUUACCUAACAGUAUUGACUUCAUUGAUUAUCUUCAAUAACCCCGUGAUAAACAAACGCUGUUUGACAGUUUCCUUCAUAAUCGCUAUAUUUCUUUCGUGAUGGUCAAAUCCUCGGUUUCUGAACUCUAUGCAAUUUCAUCACAUCGAAUACUGAAUCAGAAUGCUUAAAAAGAAAAUUUUCAUCUUAAAACUGCACUAAAAUUUUUUGCUCUUUCGCAAAAUAGUACCUUGUAUUCAAAAUUAAACUUGAAUUUUCAUUCUUGAUAGCACCCCAUGAAAAUAACGUUCGAUUGAAAUUUUUUUCAACUUUCACGCUCACUUAUGUGAUUUUUUCCAAUACUCUCAUUUCAUCCUAAAGGUCGUAAAAUUUUAAUUUCAAACUUCUCAGAGCACUCGAGCAACAUACAUCGCAAAAUGGAAAUGAGAUCUUUUCUGCGUUGAAUCAUGUUUAGAAAACCAAAACACUGAAAAAAUUGUAAGCCUGAUAACUUUAUGAAAAUGUCCAGAUUUUCUCUACUGUGGGAAAAGAAUUAUCGACCUUGCUGAACUUCUCAUUUCACUCGAGCUCGAAAAAUCAAAGUAUUUUCCAGAUGUCCAUCUCGGACUACUGGCAGUUUCUGUCAGCUAAUCCGAGUCCUGUGCCAAGCUACGCCAGCACUUCGGCCUCGAACGAGGAGCACGAUCCGAAGGUCGACCAGCUCGCCAAGAUAGAUCUUGGCUAUGCGGCUCAGCUCACCCAGAUGCAGAUGAUGUGGAACCCAAUGCUUCUGCAGCAGUUUCUCACUUUGUUUCAGCUUCAGCAACCGAUUUGUCUCAAGGUAUUCGUAUCACGCGAAAACCGGUCAAAGUCAGAAAAUUAAGCCGGAAGAAAUUCCAACGAAGAACGUCGAAUCCAGAAAAAGACCCUUGGCCAUGCCUGAUCUCAAGAAAACGAAACUGCGAAAAAUUGGAGAAGACAUCGUGACAAACUCUCCCGUCAGCGGAAUGUUCAUCAAGGUUUGUCUUUUCGGUUAUAUUACAAUUUUCUUAUUUUUCGUAAAAAAAAAAGAGGGAUCAUUAAAUACUUGCUGUGGGAAGCUUCUCUGAAGAAGCCGGUUCGAGGUGAUUUGCAUAGAAAUCGUCGGCUUCUGGUAAAGAAGCUUCAUCCUGUCGGCCUAUUAAUUACCACCCACUGAGAAUCUCGCCUUCUGUCGCCGCAUUUUGAGCACAGAUUCCCUUAUUUGUGCUCGCAAAAAAAGCCGCCUGUGUGAAGAGUACUUAAUGCGAAAAAUAAUUUCCAAUCAGUGUUUUUUAUGCUUCCGUUGUUAAUAUAAUUGGUUAGAAGGGAAGAUUCAGCUUUUUUUGUUAACAAAACUAACUUGAUGAAAAAAGUGUAUUACUUACAAAUGGUUUCAGUCAAAAAGAAAAAAAAAUUUAACGAGAUGUCUUCUACUUUAAACUUUUCAUUUUUCAAAAUUUCACUUCAAUUUAGAAGAGGAAUCAAAAUUUAGUUGGCUCAGCUUGUCAAUGAAAAGCUUUCCUCUCUAAAAAGGCCGAAUUCCAGGAAGAAUCGGCGGUGCCACCAGUGGAAGAGCUGCAAAAGGAAGCGGACCUGUUGGACGAGACAGCCGCUUACGUCGAGGUGACGGAAGAGUCACGCAGCAAGAUCGAAGAAAUCCCCAACGUCAUCGGAGACUGCGUUUGUCGCCUCUGCAAGGUUGACGCUGUUCUAAGCUUUCCGGAAGGCAACUCCUCGAUUGCAGGUGAAAUACGAAGAUGUCUUCAAGCUUGCCCAGCACCGUUGUCCGCGGAUCGCCCAUGAGGAGUACAAGUGCCCAGAAUGCGAGAAGGUGAGCUUCCAAUGGCCUUUGUGCCACCGCCACUCUGGAUUAUGAGUCGUUGUUUGCGGUCACCCGCUGGCUGACUUCUUACAACGCCGCUCGACAUUAUUUACAGCUUCUAGAGCUACUUGACGCCACCUGUGUACUUUUUCAGGUGUUCUCGUGUCCGGCGAACCUGGCGUCGCAUCGCAGAUGGCACAAGCCCAGAGAGCCGGCCGUCACGACGACUGCUGCCUGCGAAUCGUGUGGAGCCGUCUUCGCGUCGAAGAAGCAGCUCAAGUCCCACGUCUCCGCAUGUCAUCUAGCAGUUUCCGCCACUCCGACUUCUGUCCUUCAAAACCUACUUUCUCAAGUUAUUCCCGCCGUCGGCGGCUGUUAA